AUGCUCCUCCUCGCCGUCACUCUUUCUGUCUUACUCCUUCUCCUCUUCAACCUCCUGCGCCCCUUCCUACCCGCCGCCCGUCCCCCUCCCCUCAUCACUAAGCCUUCAGCCUUACAGAAUCUCCUCGCCGAAACUUUCGAGCACAUCCCCGACAUCCCCGGCGCUCCGCGCGUCCUCGUCCUCUACGGUACUGAAUACGGCUUCGGCAAGGAAGUUGCCUCCAAACUAUGUGCACAAUUGGCCAUAGCGGGCUUUGCCCCCCGACUCGUCAGCACCCUGCACUACACCCUGCUCGACCUGCGGAAGGAGAAGUUUCUCGCUCUCGUGUGUUCCACGACGGGCGAUGGCGUGCCACCCAAUGAGGCCGCCGAUUUAAGGGAUGCUCUUGUCAACAACAAGUUUUCAGUCCCAGAAAAUUGCAGCUUUGCCGUGCUCGCCCUGGGAGAUCGCGCUUACCCACAUUUUUGCAGGGCCGGUGUUGUAUUCGACAACCUUUUCGGCGAUCAGGGUCGCAUGCUGGAGAGGGUUGAUAUCGACCAGGAGGAUUGGCCAGUCAUCGAUGAUUGGAUCGAGAGCUUUGAGGCCGCCCUCAAGGAGAGGACCGCCGAGGGGGACGACGACGACGACGACGAUUAUUUGCCGCCCGCCAUGGAGAAGUACGCCCAGGCAAUGGAGAAUUGCACCGAUGCCCGCUAUUCGAGGACCCAGCCGUUCAAGGCGCGCAUCGUCGACCAGGCAUUGGUUACGGCUCCGCGCACCGGCAAGCCGGACGACAAGGAGGUUGUGCGCGUCGAGUUUGAUAUCGAGGGCUCCGGCAUGGAGUAUGAGGUAGGUGAUGCUGUAGGUGUUGUACCGCGGAAUAAUUCUCAGCACGUCACGAGGUUGCUGCUGGCCCUGGCCUCGAAUGGAGAUGAACAAGUCAGGGUUUCGGACAAGGGCGACCUCAUCACGAUAGAGACUGCGCUUACCGAUUUAUUAGAUGUCAAGACGCCCAAGGCGGAGCUUGUCGUCGCCCUUGCUCAGAAUUGCACUGACAAGGCUGAAAUGGCGCUGGCGAAGCGAAUCUUAGGGUACGAUGUGUUGAGAAGUGACGGACAUAGCGCCUCUUCCCUGUCGGACUGGGGGAAGGAUUAUCUCUCCCAGCGCGAGGUGUUCGAUGUCCUGGGCGAGUUUGUUACAUCGACGCUCACGCCACAAGAACUGACGGAUUUGCUGCGCCCGCUUCACGCGCGGUACUACUCCAUCUCAUCGACGCCAAUCACGAGCCCAACGCGGAUUGCUGUGACGGUAGAUGUGCUCAGGUAUUCGAUGCUCAACGUGGAGAGGGAAGGGGUGGCGAGCACGUAUCUCAAGGAUCGGUGUAGGAUUGAUCAAACGGAAGUUGGGGUGUUCGUGUCGAAGAAUCCAAACUUUCGCUUACCAAAGGAUGAGGACAAACAUGUGAUCAUGAUCGGGCCUGGGACAGGCCUCGCGCCGUUUAUCGCAUUCAUUGAGGAGCGGGUGGAGACGGAGGCGACGGGCAAGAACUGGCUCUUUUUCGGAUGCCGCCACGAAAAGCAAGAUUUUUUGUACGGUGAUAGGCUGCGAGAAUAUGAGGAGGCGGGGCAGCUAAGGCUUGACACUGCGUUCUCUCGCGACACCGAUAAGAAAGUCUAUGUGCAACAGCGGAUGAGGGAGAAAGGGUGCGAGCUUUGGAAUCUAGUAGAGGACGGCGCGCAUGUUUACGUCUGCGGAGAUGGUGGGAGGAUGGCCGAUGACGUGGAUAGAGCGCUGCGAGAGAUCAUUCAGGAGUUCGGGGAUAAGUCAGAGGCAGCAGCGAAAGGCUACCUUGAGCAACUUGUAGAGGAUAAGCGAUACCAACGCGAUGUGUGGGUAUCAUAA
This is a messenger RNA of Chondrus crispus (carragheen), 1881 nucleotides long. RefSeq names its product NADPH oxidoreductase. The transcript has a single exon. Gene Ontology annotation, molecular function: FMN binding; flavin adenine dinucleotide binding; oxidoreductase activity. Bases 1 to 1881 code for a protein of 626 amino acids. Gene Ontology annotation, cellular component: cytosol. The record is from RefSeq and is a predicted model, not a curated record. NCBI's taxonomy places the organism in Eukaryota, Rhodophyta, Florideophyceae, Gigartinales, Gigartinaceae.